Pseudonaja textilis is the source of this 3070-nucleotide messenger RNA. RefSeq names its product sosondowah ankyrin repeat domain family member B (gene SOWAHB). The record is from RefSeq and is a predicted model, not a curated record. NCBI's taxonomy places the organism in Eukaryota, Metazoa, Chordata, Lepidosauria, Squamata, Elapidae. Gene Ontology annotation, molecular function: protein binding.
GAGCGGCCGGCGAAGGUGAGCCAUGGCGCAGGAGCUGAGCCAAGCGGAGCUGCUGGACUUUCUCUGCCAGGCCGGGGGGCGAGUGGCCAACGCCGCUUUGCUGGGCCACUUCCAGCGCUUCUUGCGCGACCCCCGGGCGGCCCCCGCCCAGCUCCAGCACCGCCGCCACCUCUUCAAGGGCUUCGUCAACUCCGUGGCCACCGUCAGCCAGGACGGGCCCGGCGGCGCUACUUACGUGGUGCUGAGGAAACGGUACCGAGACCUGAUCGGGGAGGAGUCCAGAUCGCCGCCCGACCACGGCCCGUGGCCUGAACCGCCGCCGUCGCCGCGGGCACCAGCCGGCCCAUCGCCGCCUCAGCCAGCCAGGUGGGAUCGCGCCGGCGCCGCCGCCGGGAAGGCGCCGGGAACCGCUUCUCCCCGGGGAAUUUCCGAACCGCGGCGGGAAACGGGUGGCGAAGUGGCGGCGGGCCGGAGGAGGAAGGCCGGCAGGUGCCUUCCCGCCACACCUGGAGUCGGAUCUCGGCCUCCGCCUGCCAGCCCCACCUUGGGCUGCCUGGGCAGAGAGAAAAAGGCUCCCCGGCAGCCGCUCGCGGAGCCAGCCGCUCGGGACCCGCCGCUCCUGCGGGAAAAGGCGCGGCAGGCCAACGGCCUCAGUUUACCCGUCGGAGAAAUGGGUGCCGGCAGCGUCCAGCAAAGGAUUCGGGACUGGAUCAUUACCCAUCAUGCGGCUUCCCCCGAGCCCUGCCAGGCCCUGGAAGGAGAGGAAGCCUGCCCCAUCCCAGCCUGGUCUCAAAGCUCGGACCGGAGCCGCCUUUGUGGGUCGCUGGGUUUCGAUCCUCCGUCGGAGUCCUCGGAGGGCUGGCGGGACUCUCCCGUGCCCGUCUUCCGCAGCAUCCGAUGCCGGCUUUCCUUGCAGGAUUUUGAAGAUUACCUGGAGCAGGAGAGCUCGGCCAGCGAAGAGGGCAGCAGCGCCAGCAGGGAGAGCGGCUCCCAUCCCAGGGAAAGGGAAGAAGCGGGCAGGAUGAACGGCUGCGUUGGAAACUCAGCUGGGCACGAGGCACCUGGAGUUGCCCCUCACAGCGAUAGAUUGGGGGUGAGGAUGCCCCUCGCCCAGUCCAGUCAGGACUCCAAGACUGGCAAGUCCCCUCCUCACAUUGAUUUGCUGCACCUUGUGGUUGGCAGAGCUGCCACCAGGGACAAAACAGAAGGGAGGGAUUUGCUCAAACCGAGGAAGAUGGGCAGGCCACCGUCCCCAAAUCUGGACGCCCCCUUAAGCCCCCAGUGGGCCCCCAGACCGAGACCUGUGGUAAAUGCCCCCUCCGUGGAAAGACUGGCCCCUCACCCAGAGGGCCCUGCUGAGCACAGGUCUUCCUCGGUGCCUCUGGACGGUCGAGAACACACCUGGCUGGUGAAAGUUGCCACAGGCUCCUGGAUGCAGGUCCGGGCUCUACUCCGCGAAGACCCUCACCUGGUGCUCCACAGGGACUUCGUCUCUGGCUUCACGGUGCUUCACUGGCUGGCCAAGCACGGGAACGCUGAAGUGCUGCAGGACUUUGUCGCCGGCGCUCAGGAGGCAGGAGUUGUCCUGGACGCCAAUGUCCGGUCCGGUUGUGGCUACACUCCAUUGCACCUAGCGGCCAUUCACAGUCACCCCCUGGUCAUAAAAAUCCUGGUGCAGAGGCUACAUUGCCGGACGCAAGUCCGGGACAGCAGCGGCAAGAAGCCUUGGCAGUAUUUGAACGCCAGCGCCUCUGGGGAAAUAUGGCAGCUUUUGGGGGCCCCUCGAGGCAGGACCAUCUUCCCAACUCAUCCCAUCGCCCGGCCGUCCACAGCCACUCCUUCGUCAACCUCCCUGGCCAGGAAAGUGAACAGAAAACCUUCCCUGGCAAGGUACUUGAAACCUCAUCAUCUGAAACGGAAACAAGGGUGCAAGUGCUCCGUUUUACAGGAGAUUGAGGAAUACAGUGAUUAAGAACCGCGGGUGUGGCCUUUGGACCGAGACAAAUUUGGGGGGAAUUUGAUGAUUCAAAGGGAUCUCUAACCUUGGCAACUUGAAGACUUGUGGACUUCAACUCCCAGAAUUCUUCCUGCAGACAUGUUAGCUUAGGAAUUCUGGGAGUUGAAGUCCACAAGUCUUAAACUUGCCAAGUUUGAAGAUGCUUGAUUCAAAGGGUCUCCAAGGAUGUUGUGGGCCCAGCUGGUUGGUUUUUUGUUUUUUUUUCCAGCUCAUUAGCUAUGUUUGGGGAGGAACUGGAUGAAAAAUGACAUUUUAUUCCUUGAACGUAUUUGGAUUUUAAUUUUAACCGGGGAUGGGGAGAAUUGCUUUACACGCCCCGAGUGGAAACUUGGGGGUUUGGGGGUCCGUCCUGCAAAAAAUGCUCAAGGAAAAUUCUCUGGCCAACCUCGAAAUAACCCUUUUCGUGUCCGUUGCCGAGAUGCUGCACUUUAGCUCUUUAUUUUUUCUUUAAAAAAAAAACCAGGUAAAAGGGAACAGCAGUCUGUCUUGAAGGGUGGAUAGGUGGGGGAAUGAUGAUCAAAGUUGAAAUCCAUGUUGGCUUUGGAGCAUUGGGAGGGUCUUUAUGCAAGGACCUUUGAGUUGGGCGUUAGGAGGAUGGGAGGAGGGCUGGUUAUCCCUGAAACUACAAAGCCAGUAUUGAAAAUGCCAUAUAUGAAACCCAGAAUCAAAGAGAAAGUUGUCAUUUGCACUUGUCUCUCACCAGCUGUGAUGAACUUUGUUUUUUUAACCGUUUGCCUUUGGGGACAUAUUAGAGAGACAGGCGGGCUGGAAUGUCUUAAUUAGGUUGGCUAACCUCACUGCAAAGAGUUUUAAACCUUCAAAGGAAAAAAAGCCCAGAGGUUAAAAGAGACAAAUGAAAUCCAACUCACUUGGGAACUUAAAAAGUGACCAACAGAAACUUGAUUGUAUUUUAUUACUUUGUAAGGCCUGUUAAUAAACCUUAUUGCUGCUUACUUACUAUAUUUUUGCAUCAUGGUGUUUACCUUAGAGGGACUUCCUUGGUGUUACCUUAAAAUUAGCCUGAAAGGGAGAGUUUGCAUGUACUUCGAAGGA